CAUCUCUUGGGGUAAGAACAUACCAAAACCAAAAGAAGAAGAAGGUACGUGAAAGAGAAAGAACAAUGUCAGGAAUCAUUCACAAGAUCGGAGAGACCCUUCAUGUGGGAGGGCACAAGAAAGAGGAGGAGCACAAAGGGGAGCACCAUGGUGAACACAGUGAGUACAAAGGAGAGCACCAUGGUGAACACAAGGAUGAUCACCAUGGUGAAUACAAAGGGGAGCACAAGCCCGAGCACCAUGGAGAAGAGCACAAAGAAGGGUUCGUAGAGAAGAUCAAGGACAAGCUCCACGGUGAAGGUGCUGAGGGCGAGAAGAAGAAGAAAAAGGAGAAGAAGAAGAAACAUGAAGAUGGCCAUGGCCAUGACAGCAGCAGCAGCAGUGACAGUGAUUAGAUAUCACUGCUGCAUCACCUAUAUAUAUUAUAUAUGUUAAGCUAAGGUGUAUGUGACCAUAGCAGUGAGGGCUGUGACUUCUUUUCUUGCUUUCUUGUGAUCUGCAUUUAUGAGUGGAAAAAAAAAGUGAGAGAAAAUUGUGGUGUGUGGUUGGAGAUUGAAGUUUUAUGAAUCUGUGGUUUGGUUGGUGUGUAAUUAACCCCACUGCUUUGGUUGUAUAUUAUCAUAUGAAAUAAAAAUUUCAAUUAUCAGUUUUAGUAUUA
Messenger RNA from Vigna angularis (adzuki bean), 658 nucleotides. RefSeq names its product protein SRC1. Lineage: Eukaryota; Viridiplantae; Streptophyta; Magnoliopsida; Fabales; Fabaceae. The record is from RefSeq and is a predicted model, not a curated record. Gene Ontology annotation, molecular function: metal ion binding. Bases 66 to 395 code for a protein of 109 amino acids. The transcript is spliced from 2 exons.